Messenger RNA from Girardinichthys multiradiatus, 3245 nucleotides. RefSeq names its product VPS53 subunit of GARP complex (gene vps53). Bases 68 to 2566 code for a protein of 832 amino acids. Gene Ontology annotation, biological process: retrograde transport, endosome to Golgi. The record is from RefSeq and is a predicted model, not a curated record. The transcript is spliced from 22 exons. Gene Ontology annotation, cellular component: GARP complex. NCBI's taxonomy places the organism in Eukaryota, Metazoa, Chordata, Actinopteri, Cyprinodontiformes, Goodeidae.
AGCAAGGUGAUUCGUCAUCGCGUAAACCAGGAAGUGCAAAGCCGGAUAGCUUGUUUUUGUUUUGACAAUGAUGGAGGAAGAGGAAUUUGAAUUUACUGAAGAUUUAGAGGCAAUUUUGCAUCUAACUCCAGAGGUGCAGCUAGCCAUUGAACAGGUUUUCCCCAGCCAGGACCCUCUGGACAGAGCAGACUUCAAUGCUGUGGAAUACAUCAACACUCUCUUUCCCACCGAGCAGUCUUUGGCGAAUAUCGAUGAUGUUGUAAAUAAAAUUCGACUAAAGAUACGGCGUCUUGAUGAUGAUAUUAGAACGGUAGUGAGAGGUCAGACCAAUGUGGGGCAGGAUGGUAGACAGGCUUUGGAGGAGGCCCAGAUAGCGAUCCAGCAGCUCUUUGGCAAAAUCAAAGACAUUAAGGACAAGGCAGAGAAGUCCGAACAAAUGGUCAAGGAGAUUACGAGGGACAUCAAGCAGUUGGAUCAUGCCAAACGCCACCUCACUACUUCCAUAACCACCCUCAAUCACCUGCACAUGUUGGCGGGGGGUGUCGACUCUUUAGAAGCCAUGACCAGAAAGAGGCAGUAUGGUGAGGUGGCCAACCUGCUGCAGGGAGUGGUCAAUGUGCUUGAACAUUUCCACAAAUACAUGGGCAUACCCCAGAUCCGGCAGCUUUCAGAGAGAGUGAAGGCAGCACAAAGUGAGCUGGGGACUCAGAUUCUGGCAGAUUUUGAAGAAGCCUUUCCUUCGCAAGGCUCCAAGAGACCAGGUGGACCCAGUAAUGUGCUGAGAGAUGCUUGCCUGGUGGCAAACGUUCUCGACCCGCGCAUCAAACAGGAGAUAAUCAAAAAGUUUAUCAGGCAGCACCUCUCCGAGUAUAUGGUUCUCUUCCAGGAAAAUCAAGAUGUCGCCUGGCUGGAUAAGAUUGAUCGCCGCUAUGCCUGGAUCAAACGACAGCUGGUAGACUAUGAGGAAAAAUAUGGCCGCAUGUUUCCUGAAGAAUGGUGCAUGACGGAGCGAAUCGCUGUGGAGUUCUGCCACAUCACCAAGGUGGAGCUGGCCAAGGUGAUGCGAACACGGGCGAAGGAAAUUGAGGUGAAACUGCUGCUGUUUGCUAUUCAGAGGACCACAAACUUUGAGGGUUUGCUAGCCAAGCGCUUCACAGGAUGCACCCUGACAGAUGCACCUGGGCAGCAGAAGAGACCAGAGAGCCCACUAGACCAAACUAACCCCUUUUUGGAGGAUGAGCCAGGGGACGAUGGAGGAUCAGAAAAGGAUGAAGAUCUUACUAAGCCGAGGAAGCCCAAAGCUCCUGGCAAUCCAUUCCACGGCAUUAUCUCCAAGUGUUUUGAACCUCACCUAUAUGUCUACAUAGAGUCCCAAGACAAGAACCUUGGUGAAUUGAUUGACCGUUUUGUGGCUGAUUUCCGAGCACAAGGCCCACCCAAGGCAGGCACCGAGGAGGGUGGAGCAGUGCUCCCCAGCUGUGCCGACCUCUUUGUUUACUACAAGAAGUGUAUGGUCCAGUGUUCCCAACUCAGCACUGGCGAACCCAUGAUCGCCCUUACAACAAUCUUCCAGAAGUUCCUCAGAGAGUAUGCUUGGAAGAUCCUUUCUGGCAACCUGCCAAAAUCCAGCAGCAACAGCGGGGGUCUCACCAUCACCAGCCUGCUGAAGGAGAAAGAAGGCUACGAGGCAGCGAAGUUUACCGUAGACGAGCUCUGCCUGAUCUGCAGCAUUCUCAGUACUGCAGAAUACUGCCUGGCUACCACACAACAGCUGGAAGAGAAGCUGAAGGAGAAAGUAGACAAGGUGCUGGUGGAGAGGAUAAAUCUGACUGGGGAGAUGGACACAUUCAGCUCUGUGAUCUCAAACAGUAUCCAGCUGCUGGUCCAAGAUCUAGAUGCUGCCUGCGAUCCCGCUCUGAGUGCUAUGAGCAAGAUGCCGUGGCAGAGCGUGGAACAUGUGGGUGACCAGAGUCCUUACGUCACAUCAAUCAUCAUGCACAUUAAGCAAAACGUGCCGAUCAUCAGAGACAACCUCGCCUCCACUCGAAAAUACUUUACACAGUUUUGCAUCAAGUUUACAAACUCUUUCAUCCCUAAAUUUAUUAACCACCUGUUUAGAUGUAAGCCUAUCAGCAUGGUGGGAGCUGAACAGCUCCUCCUGGAUACCCACUCCCUGAAGACAGUUUUGUUGGAUCUGCCGUCCAUAGGCUCCCAGGUGCUCCGAAAGGCACCUGCCAGUUACACUAAGAUUGUAGUGAAAGGCAUGACACGUGCAGAGAUGAUACUGAAGGUGGUGAUGGCCCCACAUGAACCAUCGGUGGUGUUUGUUGAUAACUACAUCAAACUUCUGGUCGACGGCAACCCGGAGACUUUCCAGAAGAUCUUGGACAUGAAGGGUCUAAAACGCAGUGAACAAAGCAGCAUGCUGGAGCUCUUCAGGCAAAGGUUACCCACCCCACCCUCUGGAGCUGACAGCGGCCCAUCUCUGUCCUUCAGUGCUCCCACCCCCGAGCAAGAGUCGUCUCGCAUCCGCAGACUGGAGAAGCUCAUCAAAAAGAGACUGUGAAGAGACUCGGGUCUUGAUCGGAACAGGCGCUGCUGUGGCCUUCAGGUCUUUUGCAGUUACGCAUCUCAUUGACUUCAUUAGACUCGAUUCAGUUGGGGUGGAGAGCUACGGAAAGAGGGAAAAGAUUGCUGAUCUUUUCUAAGUGGGGGUUUACCUGAAACUAAUCUGAUGCUGGGUUAUAAAGAAACUUCCUCAACGGUUUGUUGCUGUUGCAUAUGUCUUGUACUUCUGUAAUUUUCCGCUGUCGUUUCUGUGACACUAACAUCAACAAUCUCAGAUGGCCUAAUGUACUAUUGUUGAUUAAAUUCUGCUCAGAGCGUCUCCUGCUGCUCCUUAAUAUACCAAAUCAUGGAGGAUUCUAAGAUGUUAAAUAAAUUUACUGAAGAUAAUGUACUUUUGAGGAUGGUGUAUCUUUGCAUUAGCUGUUUUAGCAUGAAGAAGAGUGGGUUAAAAUAUUCAUUUCUGUCAUCUAUAAAAACACAGAUCUGUUUUUUCCACCUUUUACAAAACGCCCUGUAGUUAGCAGACAUCGUAGUCAUAUGAUCAGUGCCUUGCAAAAUUAUUAGUAGCCCCUCAAGUGUUCAUAUCAUGUUAUGUUCCACUUACAAACUCCUAUGUAUUUUAUUGCAAUUCUAUGUAAAAAAAAAAAACAAAUAAAUAAAGUAAUACAUGAUUGUGA